CUCACUCUCAUCGCGCGCAGUCUAAAGACUACUCUUCAGCGCCCGGAUCUUGCGCAUAUCUCUCCGCCAACGCGCUGGCAAUCCAGGCGCUCCCCAGCCCGUGCCAGCACUCCCCAGCCCACCUCCGACCCAAUUUCUUGCUAGGCCCUGCAAGGACCCUCCGUCACCAUGGCCGGGUCACAGCAGCAGCAGAUUAUUGACACUAUUUUCAGCAUGAAGAGACGAAUACUAAAGAGAGAUGACUCUUCCGACUCAGACGAGGGCGACACACCCUACAACCAUCGCAUGCAGAGCCUGAAGCGUAAGGCCCAGUACCCUCGUUCCGGGAAGCAAGAAUCCGCAUCAGACCCUCCUCCGUACAAGAAGCGCAUCGAGCACGCCGGCUAUUAUAGAUACAUCCUUCAGUGCAACCCUCCGCGAUUCGACCCUGACGGCGACGUCGUUGAGCCUGGUGACGAAUAUGAAGACGAGGACGAUCUCUCGACUGUGGAGGAGAACCCAUACGCGGAAAUACAUCUAGAAAAUCUGCUCGCGCCACUCACCUCGGCGGCCGAACUGCCUUCCCACCCUGCGUUAAGCAUCCCAUACACCUCAAAACAUCUUACAAAUUUGACGAGUGAAGCGGGCACUAUGGCACGCAAGGAGCGCAUAUCUCUCUGGCGCGCGAAAAAUCUGUUCACCAAGCUUCAAGGCGACGUCUCAUGGGUACCGGGUGGGUUUUCUGACAUGGGCAGUGGUGAACAUUCUCAGCCACCGAGGGAAAGUCUUGUGAACGGACGUGCAAAUGGAGUCCGAGUCCAGAGCCCUGUUCAUUUAUCUCCUCGGCGAGGACCAGAUCCCGAUUACAUGGACGACACUCAGACGGAAGUGAUAUCAAAUACCACUCAGGAUGUCCCAAUGGAGGACAUAGGCCAGCCGAAUAGCACGACCCAAAGAGUCGGCGAAGCUGGCCAUGAUCCGAAGAGCAAUGGCGCAGGAAUAGACAUCUCUACUGCUCGGAAUGGCGUCCCAGCACCCGCCACCAAUGGGGAGGCCAAGCAUCACACAGCAGACCAAAACGGACAGCAUGUCAACGGCGAACGACCACUUUCGCCAGCAGACGACGGCUCUGACACAGCAUCGCAACAAACCGCCCAUCGCAUGACAACGCGCGCACGAGCACAAGCCGCAUCUCCCUCCCCUCCUUCAACCCCCUCCAGCGUCGUGAAUCCUAUCCACCCGCUCUUCACUUUCCCUGCCGACUCCCUCCCUGACCGCGACUUUGGCUUGCCUCCAGCUGAAGCCGAAGACACCCGCAUGCUUCUCCUUGCCUUCGUCCAAAAGCAAGAAGAGAUUUCAAGGGCGGCUACAGAACUCUACACUGGUAUGAUGGAAGGCGAGCGCAUGCGACAGGACGUGCUCAAAUGGUCGAAAGCAGAGGGACAUGUUGGUGAGAUGAGCGAUGGCGAGGAUUGGUACGACAGAGAGGAGUGGGGCCUGGACCAGGAUCUAGUCAAAGGAAGGGAUGAAGAAGAAGACGAGACUGCGGUCCAGGGGAAGAAGAGUACGAGGCAGAGGAGGAAACCUGACAAAGAUGAUCGGUAAACUGGGUUCCUCUAUACUUCUUAUAUGUUCUGCUUUUAAGCCUUUGGUUGGGGAUUAGCAGGGAUACCAAGAUACCGAGAUACCAUAUAUUUCACCUUCAUCAGGCUUUGAGAAUCCAGCAACCUUCUUAGUGAUCAUUGUAGGGCUGGGGCUUGCUGAAUUGACUCCUGAAAUGUUUGAUACAUGUACAGUACACUUACAAAAUCCUUAUUCUCC
Molecule: messenger RNA, 1800 nt
Organism: Lindgomyces ingoldianus
Lineage: Eukaryota; Fungi; Ascomycota; Dothideomycetes; Pleosporales; Lindgomycetaceae
Exons: 4
Coding region: 169-1584 (471 amino acids)
Biological process (GO): negative regulation of rDNA heterochromatin formation; negative regulation of silent mating-type cassette heterochromatin formation
Cellular component (GO): cytosol; Rpd3L complex
Source: RefSeq, a predicted model, not a curated record